Messenger RNA from Aedes aegypti (yellow fever mosquito), 2391 nucleotides. Its product is annotated as RUS1 family protein C16orf58 homolog. The record is from RefSeq and is a predicted model, not a curated record. The transcript is spliced from 5 exons. The coding region runs from base 194 to 1447 and encodes 417 amino acids. NCBI's taxonomy places the organism in Eukaryota, Metazoa, Arthropoda, Insecta, Diptera, Culicidae.
AGCAUAAAAAAUCAACAAUCUUUUCAUUCAUUCGCGUUCGUUCGGUCGUCGGUUCCACGUAAAAAAAGUUUUUCUGUUUGGUUUUGCCGAUGUUUUUCGGAUUUUAUUCCUCGUUGAAACGCCUCAAAUCGAACUGAAUUACCGGUAUCCAACGACAGCUGUGCGACGGUGCAAACGGUUCCCGGGGACCACCAUGAAGAUCCACUUCCGUGAGCAGUACGGAUCCACGGGGGAGGAAGUGCUUUACGUGACUCCCGAUAACCAAGAUGCAGUCGUACGGGUGAAUGUUAAAGGUGAGAAACCAAAACUGCGGAGGCGAUUGAGCUUGCGUCGGUUUUUUCAAAAUCUGUUCCUGCCGGCUGGCUAUCCGGACAGUGUGAGUGGCGAUUAUCUGGCGUACCAAAAGUGGGACACGGUGCAGGCAUUCUGUAGCACGAUUAGCGGUACGCUGACCACACAUGCGAUAUUGAAGGGAGUCGGAGUGGGAAGUGACGUGGCCAAUCCACUCUCCGCCACCAUUACUUGGGUGCUCAAGGAUGGAAUGGGGCACUUUGGGCGCAUUAUCUUCGCCUGGUGGAAAGGGACGGAGCUGGAUAUCGAUUCCAAAAAGUGGCGUAUUCGAGCGGAUGUUUUGAACGACUUGGCAAUGAGUAUCGACCUGUUCGUGUUACCGUACUACCCGAAGGCGUCGACGUUCAUUUUGUGUGCUACGACCACGAUGAAGGCCAUCGUCGGAGUGGCGGGAGGGGCCACGAGGUCCGCUUUGACGCAGCAUCAUGCCAUCAGAGGCAACCUGGCCGAUGUGGCCUCGAAGGAUAGUGCACAGGAAACGUGUGUCAAUUUAAUAGCUUCGUUCGUUGGUCUCUUUCUGCUGACGCAUGUUCAGGAUCAAAGGGUUUUAUAUGGCUUAUUUCUAUUUGUUACUCUGAUGCACAUCUACGCCAAUAUUAAAGCAGUCAAAGCCGUUUGUUUGCGCACAUUUAACGAAGCUCGUUAUCUGAUUGCCCUGGAGGAAUACUUCAAAACUGGAACGAUGCUCUCACCAGAGCAGGUCAAUAAGCUGGAACGGGUUACGAUAGGUCAAACGGUAACAUUGACUGCCCGCGUCAAGAUAGGCUGUUCUGCUCGAGAGCUUGCCCAAUACUACCGGGUUUGUUACGAUCUGGAAAAUCUGAUGGCAUGCUUCGACUCCCGCGACAAGUUUCUGAUCGCAGAAACUCGGAACUACGUUGGAGUGUAUCUGCACUUCACCGCGAAGCCAUUGGAUAUCAUCAAGUCGUACUUCUACGUGGCGUCUUACUUGCAGGACAAGAAUCAGCUGCGCGAUCGCUACUGGGAAAUCCAGAACAAGUGGAACGAGUUCCUCAAUCUGGCCCAGUGCGAAGGAUGGAACAUCCAGGCCCAUCUACUCAAAACCGAUGAGUACCGACUGGACUGGAGGAUAUAAAAGGUAAUGAUAGAACCCGAACGACUUUUGCGGCACCUCGACGGAUGAACUUUUAAUCUAGCACCCUUAAGGACAACAUAAAGCGAAAGAUUUUAACGUUAAAAUUGCGCAAUUACGAAAAAACACAACACUUUAAUACCUUCCAUUUUCUGAAACGAUCGACAAAAUGUGUGACUGUUAGGGUGCCAAAGAAGCAAUCUAGUCUCAAUUAAUAUUUCUUACCGAGAGCAUUUUGGACCAAACCGGAGGCAGUUCAAAUCCAAAUUUAUCUUUAACCGAACGCAAAGGGACGCUAAUAAUUGAAACAUCGAAACGUGGUUUUAUAGAUGUUAAGAAAUUUCGAUUCUACAACCAAACAGUUUUAACGAAUGGUCGUUUGAAUUAAACCGUUCAAAACAGCAGUUACAGAAAUAUCUAUAUUUAGAGUUAAAGUAGAAUCGACACUUUACUAGAAUAACUAUUUUUCUACACAUUCCAACAUCCGACAUGUAGUGAGAACGGAUUGGCUUUCCCCCGUGGAAGCCUUCUGGUAGUCUCUGAUAGUACGUAGAUUGAUCCUCUAACAUCCGAUAGAUCUAGUCAAAUGGUUUUAACUACCUACAAUACCAACGAGAUAAAGAAAGGGUCCGUCUGUCCGUGUGAAAUUUUAGUCAUAUCACAAAAUACAGUACAGUGUAGUAGAGAACAGCAAAACGUUUUUAAACACGCCGCACUUUCGAAACGUCCUAUUUUUACAUCGCAGAUUUUAGGCUUUUGCUUUGGGAAACCGCUUGAGAGCAAACGUUACUUUUCCAUUUGAGAAGGCACGUUUUAUUAUGUCCUUAAAGAUAUGAAGUUGCGGGAAGGAAAAGAUGCAACUUUUCGUCUGGUUUAAAGAUCUCACAUUCGUUUUAGAAUUGUUCCACUCUGAGUCGCUUAUAAAUUUGCAAUGCAUUGCUAAGUAA